AACCGACUCUAUAUAUUUUUCUUUUCUCUUUCUUUCUCUCUUGAUGACUAUUGAGUUCAUGGAGGAGGAAAAUUUGAUUUGCAAAGGAAGGUGAUUUCUCCAUUAAUGGUGAAAUUGAAGAAAAUUUCGUCAGGUAGAACAAAAACAGCAAGAGGAAGAAGAAGAAGCUUAGGUUGGCGUUGUGAUUUUCAUGGCUACCAGUAGAGGCAACAUGAACCACUCCAUCCAACUACACCAUCAUCAAAAUCAGCCGCAACAACAACAACAUCAGCAUCAAAUACAAGAGCAUAAUCAACAUCAUCAAAAUCAGAUUCCUUAUGCAAUGAUGCAGUCAUCUUCCAUCCCUGGAAACUUCAUAAGCAAAGAUACUGGAGCUUAUGAUUUGGGUGAAUUAGAUCAAGCCCUUUUUCUCUACCUUGAUGGACAAGACCCCUCCACUGUUCAAGACCAAAGACAUAACUCGGGAAUGAGACCUCCGACGUUGAACAUUUUCCCUUCCCAGCCGAUGCACGUUGAGCCACCAUCAUCAUCAUCAACAAAAACGAGUACAGGAUUACUUUCUCCAUCAACUAGUGAUUCAAAAAGACCAUCAGAGCCGUCCAUGGAGUUGGCCAACCCCAUAACUGAUGCCUCAACUUCUGCCCAGAAUCAGCCAGAUAAAGCUGUCAAGCGCGAGGAGAAUACAAAAGGGCCAACUUCAAGUUCAGAGCAGGAAGGACCAAAAACACCAGACCCUAAGACACUGAGAAGACUUGCUCAGAAUAGAGAAGCAGCAAGGAAAAGCAGGCUGAGAAAAAAGGCUUAUGUUCAACAAUUAGAAUCAAGUAGGAUUAGGCUUACCCAACUGGAACAAGAACUUCAAAGAGCCAGAACUCAGGGCAUGUUUCUUGGCGGUGGUAAUAUCUUAGGAGGAGAGCAAGGCCUUCCUGUUGGUAUUAACAACAUAAGCUCAGACGCUGCAGUGUUUGACAUGGAAUACGCAAGAUGGCUAGAAGAGCACCAUCGAAUGAUGUGCGAGCUUCGAGCGGCGGUUCAAGAGCAGCUACCGGAGGAUGAUUUGCGGAUGUUCGUGGACAACUGUUUAACCCACUUCGACGAGAUGGUGAACCUAAAAGGGAUGGUGGCGAAAACCGAUGUGUUUCACCUGGUGUCUGGCAUGUGGAAGACUCCAGCGGAACGAUGCUUCAUGUGGAUCGGUGGAUUUCGGCCUUCUCACCUUAUCAAGGUCAUAGUGAAUCAGAUUGAUCCAUUGACGGAGCAGCAGAUAAUGGGGAUAUGUGGGUUGCAGCAAUCGACACAAGAAGCCGAACGGGCUCUAUCCCAAGGCUUAGAAGCGUCGAAUUACUCACUUUCUGAUAUCAUAACAUCUGAUUCACUCAGCUGCCCUCCUAAUAUGACUAACUACAUGGGCCAAAUGGCUAUAGCCAUGAACAAGCUUUCCACCCUCGAAGGUUUCGUUAGACAAGCAGAUAAUCUGAGGCACCAAACAAUCCAUCGGCUGCAUCAGAUCCUGACGACCCGUCAAGCUGCAAGGUGUUUGCUGGCCAUUGCCGAGUACUUCCAUCGCCUAAGAGCUCUCAGCUCUCUCUGGUUGGCUCGGCCUCGACAGGAACAAUAGGAACCCUAGCUUAAGUCUCACUCUUUGAUUAUUUAUGUCUUCUUUUAUGUUU
This is a messenger RNA of Hibiscus syriacus, 1670 nucleotides long. RefSeq names its product bZIP transcription factor TGA10-like. The record is from RefSeq and is a predicted model, not a curated record. Gene Ontology annotation, molecular function: sequence-specific DNA binding; DNA-binding transcription factor activity. The coding region runs from base 191 to 1618 and encodes 475 amino acids. Gene Ontology annotation, biological process: DNA-templated transcription; regulation of DNA-templated transcription. The transcript has 11 exons. Lineage: Eukaryota; Viridiplantae; Streptophyta; Magnoliopsida; Malvales; Malvaceae.